Molecule: messenger RNA, 2251 nt
Organism: Theobroma cacao (cacao)
Lineage: Eukaryota; Viridiplantae; Streptophyta; Magnoliopsida; Malvales; Malvaceae
Source: RefSeq, a predicted model, not a curated record
CUCAGAAGAGAAAAAGAGGAAAAGGGUGAAAGAGGAAAAAACGCAGAUGGAAGAACCACAAAACGGCAACGCGAAUUUGAGUACAGCCGGGGAGGACGAGGAGCCGGUAAUAGGACCCGGACCCGCCCCUCGUGCUCGACCCAAGCGUCCGCUCCUGUUUGAACAAGCAUAUCUCGAUUCCCUUCCUUCAGCUAACAUGUACGAGAAAAGUUAUAUGCAUCGUGACGUGGUUACACAUGUCGCUGUAUCAUCUGCAGAUUUUUUCAUUACUGGAAGUGUUGAUGGGCAUUUGAAAUUUUGGAAGAAAAAGGCUAUUGGGAUCGAGUUUGCAAAGCAUUUUAGAUCCCACCUGGGUCCCAUUGAAGGUUUAGCGGUUAGUGCAGAUGGUUUGCUUUGCUGUACAAUUUCCAAUGACCGUUCUGUGAAGGUAUAUGAUGUGGUCAACUAUGACAUGAUGGUCAUGCUUCGACUACCUUAUGUUCCUGGUGCUGUUGAAUGGGUCUACAAGCAAGGGGAUGUCAAAGCUAAGCUUGCCAUUAGUGAUAGAAAUUCAUCAUUUGUUCAUAUAUAUGAUGCACGAGCUGGUUCAAACGAACCUAUCAACUCAAGAGAGAUACACCUGGGCCCAGUAAAAGUAAUGAGGUACAAUUCUGUAUUCGACAGUGUAAUAUCUGCCGAUGAGAAGGGAAUUAUCGAGUAUUGGAGCCCUGCCACACUUCAGUUCCCAGAAAACGAGGUCAAUUUUAGAUUAAAAAGUGAUACUAAUCUCUUCGAAAUUGCAAAAUGCAAGACCACCAUUUCUUCCAUUGAGGUGAGCCCAGAUGGUAAGCAAUUUUCUAUUACCUCACCUGAUCGUAGGAUACGAGUCUUUUGGUUCAGAACUGGUAAAUUAAGGCGAGUUUAUGAUGAAUCGCUUGAGGUCGCCCAAGAUCUUCAAAGAAGUGACUCUCCCAUGUAUCGGCUGGAAGCUAUCGACUUCGGUAGAAGAAUGGCUGUUGAAAAGGAAAUGGAGAAAACUGAAACUGCACCACAACCCAAUGCAGUUUUUGAUGAAAGCUCUAAUUUCCUCAUAUAUGCUACUCUUCUUGGGAUAAAAAUGGUAAAUUUACACACCAACAAAGUUGCUCGAAUACUUGGGAAGGUGGAGAGCAAUGACAGAUUCUUGAGAAUUGCAUUAUAUCAAGGAGAUCGAAGCAGCAAGAAAGUAAGAAAAAUUCCUGCUGCCGCAGCAAAUGUCAAUGAGAGCAAAGAGCCAUUAACUGAUCCAACACUCUUGUGUUGUGCUUUCAAGAAACAUAGGAUCUAUUUAUUCAGUCGACGAGAACCAGAAGAACCUGAAGAUGCAACAAAAGGAAGGGAUGUGUUCAAUGAAAAGCCCCCAGCUGAUGAGCUUCUGGCUGUAUCUGACAUUGGAAAAUCAGUUACAACAUCUCUUCCUGACAAUGUGGUACUGCACACCACAAUGGGUGAUGUUCACAUGAGACUCUACCCAGAAGAAUGUCCAAAAACUGUGGAGAACUUUACAACACACUGUCGGAAUGGCUAUUAUGAUAAUCUCAUCUUUCACCGUGUAAUCAAAGGAUUCAUGAUACAAACAGGAGAUCCAUUGGGAGAUGGCACUGGUGGACAGUCUAUUUGGGGAAGGGAAUUUGAGGAUGAGUUUCACAAAAGCUUACGACAUGACAGGCCUUUCACUGUGUCGAUGGCUAAUGCUGGCCCUAAUACAAAUGGUUCUCAGUUCUUUAUAACUACGGUGGCUACUCCGUGGCUGGACAAUAAGCAUACGGUAUUUGGGAGAGUCAUUAAGGGAAUGGAUGUUGUGCAGGCUAUUGAGAAAGUGAAGACAGACAAAGCUGACAGGCCAUAUCAAGAUGUAAAAAUCUUAAAUGUUACUGUCCCAAAAUCCUAAGAGUUCAUGUCUGUGGUGAGUCUUUCUAGAUAUUGUUUGUGACCUGCAUUGACAAUAUUGGCCACAGGAGACUGUCUCAGGUUCAUCAGGCUUACACAUGAUUGGAAUUUGAGGUUUUUCCGCCCUUUAUGUAGUCAUUGGACCAAGAGCUCUUGAUCUUCAGUGUUGUGUAAGGUCACUGAAUUUUGACUUUUGGUCAAUGUACAAUAGUUUCCCUGUAGAAUUGAUGUUCAAUAUUUCAUGGUAUUGGUACCAAAUUUGGGUAUAGGUUAUUUUUAGCCUGGUGACAAUUACCUUGAGUUAAAUGGAGGAAUUUAGUUGUCUCUUUCUAAAACUUUGACA